AUGGCAGGGCCCUCUGCGAACGGGGAUCUUGAGACAGAUUACAUCCUCGGUGACAUCAAGGAGAUGGACAGAUUCGCGGAGCAGACCCAAGAGGCGCUGACCAACCUACAAGGAAUGGAAGCUGUGAAACAGGGCAAGAUUGUCUUAAUAUUUACUCUUAUCACAGUGUGGUUUCUCCCUCUCUCCUUUCUAACGUCACUCUUCGCGCUUGAUGUAGCAUCUUUCCUCACGGCUCCUGCUUGGUCGCUGUACGUCAUCUCCUAUGUUUGGAAGCUGGAGAUUGUCCAAUACUACUCAAAGAUGCAGCGCAACGCCACUAAAGAGUCGCGGCCAAUAAAAGCAGCAAGGGCUAAGUCAAGUGCGCUGUUCUGUCCGCCAUUGCGGGGUCUGAGAAGUCGGGGGAGAGCCGAUGAGGAACACGGAGUUAGCUCGAACAGUGAUUUGGGAAAGUGA
Messenger RNA from Colletotrichum gloeosporioides, 453 nucleotides. RefSeq lists its product as uncharacterized. The transcript is spliced from 4 exons. NCBI's taxonomy places the organism in Eukaryota, Fungi, Ascomycota, Sordariomycetes, Glomerellales, Glomerellaceae. The record is from RefSeq and is a predicted model, not a curated record. The coding region runs from base 1 to 453 and encodes 150 amino acids.